AUGGAGGCCAUCAAGCAAACGUUCCAGCGCUGCAAGGCGCAGAAGCGAUCUGCCCUAGUUGGCUAUGUCACAGCUGGAUAUCCCAGACCCCAAGAUACACCAGACAUUCUUCUGUCCAUGCAAAAGGGUGGUUGCGACGUCAUCGAAGUCGGAUCCCCCUUCACCGACCCCAUUGCCGACGGUCCCACGAUUCAAAAAGCCAAUGCUAUUGCUCUCAAUAAUGAUGUCACGAUUUCAUCAACUCUCGACAUCAUUCGCGAUGCCCGAAGCAAGGGCUUGACUGUCCCCGUCAUCAUCAUGGGGUACUACAACCCUCUCCUGAACUAUGGUGAGGAGCGCCUUCUGGCCGACUGCAAGUCUGCUGGUGUCAAUGGCUUUAUCGUCGUUGACUUGCCUCCCGAGGAGGCCAUCUCCUUCCGCAAACUCUGCACCAAGGGCGGCCUCUCCUACGUACCCCUAAUCGCCCCCGCCACUUCGGAUGCCCGCAUGAAGAUUCUUUGCCAGCUUGCCGACUCCUUCAUCUACGUCGUAUCGAGACAGGGUGUCACUGGAGCCACUGGCACUUUGAGCGCCAACAUCCCCGAGCUUCUCAGCCGCGUCAAAAACUAUAGCGGAAACAAGCCUGCGGCCGUUGGCUUCGGUGUCAGCACCCACGAGCACUUCGAGAGCGUCGCCUCUGUUGCCGACGGUGUUGUUGUCGGCAGUCAAAUCAUUACGACCAUUGGUAACGCUCCUUCUGGCGGGAUCUGUGACAGCGUGCAAAACUUCUGCUCUGAGCUCUGCGGCCGCUCUACCGAGCAGAUUGCUGCCGAUGCCAGCAGCGUCGCUGCCCAGGAUAUCCAGAACAGCGAGGCCACUCUAGCCGAGGCCACCAUCACACCCGAGAAGGACAAGGAACUAGUCGCCCAGCUCGCAGCCAUGCACGCCAAAAUUCCUGACCGCUUUGGCGAGUUUGGUGGCCAGUUUGUUCCCGAGAGCUUGAUGGACUGCUUAUCGCAACUUGAGGACGGCUUCAACAAGAUCAAAGACGACCCUGUUUUCUGGGACGAGAUUCGCUCUUACUACGACUACAUGGGUCGUCAGUCCAAGCUGUACCUGGCUGACCGUCUGACUGAGUAUGCCGGAGGCGCCAACAUCUGGCUGAAGCGCGAAGAUUUAAACCACACCGGCAGCCACAAGAUCAACAAUGCCAUUGGUCAGCUGCUCCUCGCCAAGCGCCUGGGCAAGACUAAGAUUAUCGCCGAGACUGGUGCUGGCCAGCACGGUGUUGCCACUGCUACCAUAUGUGCCAAGUUUGGCAUGGAAUGCACAGUAUAUAUGGGUGCUGAGGAUGUUCGUCGCCAGGCGCUCAAUGUAUUCCGCAUGAGACUUCUCGGAGCCAAGGUCGUUCCUGUCACCGCUGGCAGUCAGACUCUGCGUGAUGCAGUCAACGAGGCCCUCCGUGCCUGGGUUGUUGAGCUCGACACCACUCACUACAUCAUUGGCUCUGCAAUUGGCCCUCAUCCCUUCCCUACGAUCGUCCGUACUCUGCAGUCUGUUAUUGGUGAUGAGACCAAGCAGCAAAUGAUGGAGAAGCGCGGCAAGCUUCCGGAUGCCGUUGUUGCCUGUGUCGGUGGCGGCUCCAAUGCCGCCGGCAUGUUCUACCCUUUCUCCAAUGACCCUAGUGUCAAGAUUCUCGGAGUCGAAGCUGGCGGUGAGGGCAUUGGGACGGGCAGACACGGCGCUCCUCUCAGCGCCGGUACCAAGGGUGUCCUGCACGGUGUCCGCACAUACGUUGUGCAAGAUGAACAUGGGCAGAUUUCCGAGACGCACUCCAUCUCGGCUGGCCUGGACUACCCGGGUGUUGGCCCCGAACUCAGUUCCUGGAAGGACAGCGGCCGUGCCGAGUUCAUCGCUGCCGACGACGCCCAGGCCAUGAUUGGUUUCCGUCUGUGCAGUCAGCUGGAGGGUAUCAUCCCUGCACUUGAGUCUGCGCACGGCAUCUACGGCGGCAUCGAGCUGGCCAAGAAGAUGGAGAAGGGUCAGGACAUUGUCAUCUGUCUGAGCGGCCGUGGUGACAAAGAUGUUCAGAGUGUUGCCGAGGAACUACCCAAACUUGGCCCCAAGAUAGGUUGGGAUCUCCGCUUCGAGUGA
This is a messenger RNA of Akanthomyces muscarius, 2133 nucleotides long. RefSeq lists its product as uncharacterized. Gene Ontology annotation, biological process: L-tryptophan biosynthetic process. Gene Ontology annotation, molecular function: tryptophan synthase activity. Bases 1 to 2133 code for a protein of 710 amino acids. The transcript has 5 exons. Lineage: Eukaryota; Fungi; Ascomycota; Sordariomycetes; Hypocreales; Cordycipitaceae. The record is from RefSeq and is a predicted model, not a curated record. Gene Ontology annotation, cellular component: cytoplasm.